GUUUGUACAUACAUAUGUACUUUUUUAAUUACACAUAUAUACGCAUGUGGUUCGAUUUAUCACUACAGUUACUAGAGAGUUAGGAGGUGUGCAACAACAUGACAAUGACAAAUGCGAGGCGUGUAAGUGUCAAGGUAUGGGCGCCCAUCGCCAUACUGUUCAUAAUCAUAGCUACCAGCAAAAUAACAACUGCCGUGAACGCUAGGUGGUACACAUCUUGCGUAGACAAUAUAGAAAUCAUCACAGAUCACAGUGCGGAGAACACGUCUAAACCUCCUGAGGAUAAUGUAGGAACAAGUACCGCUGCUACAGCACCUGUUAUAAGUGUUUCGGUCUCUGAAUCUACGAAACAACAAACUGCCCAGAGUGACGGGUUGGAGAUGUCCAAACCAAACGGGUGCGUGUUUGACAAGUGCGAGCACGACGCAUUUAUAUACAUGCUUGUACCAUUCCGGAAUAGGGGACAGAAUCUGAAGCGAUUAGCAUUUACCUUAACUACUGAUGCAGUACAGGCCAGAUGGUCUUCAUUAGACUGCAUAUGUCUCGCGGUCGGUAACUAUGACGACGAGGUCACAGGUAUGAGUGCAUCGGAGGCGUUGCUUGAGUGGAAAGGCUCGCAGAACAUUGUAUCUUUAUCUGGUAAUUUCUCACGUGCGGGAUCGUUACAAAGCCUUCUCACAGACGAGAACAAGCUAAUCACCACAGCAGAAGAUGAGAGUUUGCUGUUCAUAGUGGAUACGGACAUGGCCAUGUUUCCAGGCUUCCUAGACGAUUUGGUCACGAGCACUAAACCCAGGUUAGGAUAUGUGCCCAUUUGUUACAGUGUGAAUGACAGUAAGAACUGGAGAGAGGGUGUGUGGCGUGAUGGUGGUGCUGGUAUGUUCGCUGCGUAUGCGAGUGAUCUAAGGCGAGUGCUGAACAACAAGUUCCCGGGCGCCAACAAGCUGACUCACGGGGAGGAAGACUGGAUGAUCCAGCACGAACUGAGGCACAAUAGUGUGGAUUACCUCAACACUACCAGGCACUGCAGUCCUGGGUUGUGGCACCUACCACACCCGCAUGUAUCUGACUGGACUGCGACUGUGGAUGGUAUGUCGGCGGGUCCUACAGUCGAAGGCAAUGGCCCGUACUCAGAUGAAGCCGUGGCUAAGUUAGUGGCUCAGAUAUACGUGGAGAAGGUCUUUUUCAACCUGCCCUUGAGUGCGCCAUGCAGGAGACUGGCCAGUCAGGGGACCAACUGGUUGGGAAAGUAUGUACAGCCUAGGAAAAACCAUAACCGGAGAAGUAGGAGGUAGCAAACCACAGGUAGCUUUUCAUACGACAGUAUAUAUAAAUUGGUCUAUAUCAGAUCCUCUAUUUAAAUUACGAUUGUGCAGCGGGUGCUAUAAGUGACAUGUCAAUAGGGGAGAUUCACCCUUAAAACACAAUUUGACCUCCGCUUCGCACUGGUUCUAGAUCAGCUGAUGAUGGUUUCGCUGUUUCAAAAGUAAACAGAUUUCUCAACCAACUAUCAAGCACUUACUGCUCAGUAGCUUUUCCUUCGCGCACAGUUGCCACUGACUUGAGGACAGUUGUUUUGAUGGAAAAUACAAAUGUGAGAACUAAAUUAUACAUCCAUAUUGACAAGCACAUAAUUAUAUAAAACACACAAACACAC
Sphaeroforma arctica JP610 is the source of this 1657-nucleotide messenger RNA. RefSeq lists its product as hypothetical. Lineage: Eukaryota; Ichthyosporea; Ichthyophonida. The coding region runs from base 99 to 1295 and encodes 398 amino acids. Gene Ontology annotation, molecular function: acetylgalactosaminyltransferase activity. The record is from RefSeq and is a predicted model, not a curated record. The transcript has a single exon.